AUGAAAAAUAAUGAUCUUGCCAAAUAUAGUCAGUGGUUAAGAAAAAAAGAUUUAGCCACCAAUACCAUUAAUAAUUAUUCCCGGGCCGCUCGUCUUUAUGGUGAAAAACCCUUAACUACUUCUAAUUUAAGGGAAUACGUUAGAAAUAAUUUAACCAAAUAUGAACCUAGUUCGCUUUAUACUGGAAUAAAAGCACUUACUAUUUAUGGCCGUUAUCAAAAAGUCAAGCAAAAAUAUUUUCCUAUUCUAACUGAACUAGAAUUAGAACAGUUGAAAAGAGCCCGAUUUGAAGAAAAUAAUUGA
This is a messenger RNA of Entrophospora sp. SA101, 303 nucleotides long. The record is from the annotation of a GenBank genome assembly. NCBI's taxonomy places the organism in Eukaryota, Fungi, Glomeromycota, Glomeromycetes, Entrophosporales, Entrophosporaceae.